Thelazia callipaeda (thelaziosis nematode) is the source of this 1047-nucleotide messenger RNA. NCBI's taxonomy places the organism in Eukaryota, Metazoa, Nematoda, Chromadorea, Rhabditida, Thelaziidae. The record is from the annotation of a GenBank genome assembly.
AUGGGACGUAUGAAUGUAUCUGUGAUCCGAUAUUUGGAAUCGCAAGACUUUCGAGUUCUUAUUGCGAUUGAAAUGGGAAUGAGAAAUCAUGAAUUGGUACCUUUGCAGCUGAUUGCAGCAACAGCUAAAAUUAAUCGUGGUGCUGUUACACGUAUUUUGGUAGAUUUAGCGAAACAUAGUGCUGUUGCACAUGAGCGAGGGAAAUCCUAUGAUGGAUAUCGUUUGACGACACUUGGCUAUGAUAUUCUUGCUUUGAAAACUUUAUCUAAUCGCGAAGUGAUAGGAAGUGUAGGUAAUCAAAUUGGCGUUGGUAAGGAGUCUGAUAUCUAUCUUGCUGGUGACUCAGAUCACAAUGUUAUGUUGAAAUUUCACAGACUGGGAAGGACAUCGUUUCGAAAGCUUAAAGAGAAAAGAGAUUAUCACAAAAAACGCAAGUCUUGUUCGUGGCUUUAUCUUUCUAGCUUAGCUGCUGCAAAGGAGUUUGCUUAUUUAAAAGCCUUGUAUGCUCAUGAUUUUCCUCUUCCGAGGCCUAUUGAUAGAUGUCGCCAUUUGGUUGUUAUGGAUUUGAUUGUAGGAACAACUCUUUGUCACGUGCAGCAUGUUAGCGAUGCAGAAGAACUUUAUGAAAAGUUGAUGGCAAUUAUCGUACGUCUAGCUCGAUAUGGGCUUAUACAUGGUGAUUUCAAUGAAUUUAACAUUAUGUUAAUUAAGGUAACAAUUUGGGGAAGAACCAAUUUUGAUCGAUCUACCCAUGGAUCAUAUAAAUGCAAAAAUGUAUUUCGAAAGAGAUGUGAAUUGUUUAAUUAUGAAAGUGAACUGUACCCAAAGUUUGAAGAAAUGAAAAGAAAGCAUAAUUUGGAUGUUGAAGUAAGAGCCAGUGGAUUCACUUCUCGAAUGGCGAAGGAUUUCAUAAGGGUGAAUAUUUCUGCAGAAGCAAAACUGAAAGAUAAAGUACCGUUACGAGUGAAAGGAAAAGCUAGUGCAGCAGUUCGACAGAAGAAAACAAAUGCAGAUAUUAUUAAAGAAUUUGCAAUAUGGGAUUUCUAA